AUGAAGCCAUCUGUAGGAAACAAAAAAAUACGAACCUACCCACCUCCCCCUUCCGUCGCAAAAGCAAGUCCUUUCCCCGUAGAAGACCACCAAAAGUCUCAGAUAUCCCUUCUGGACCCAACUGGCAGCCGUACUCGCCUCUUCAAUCGGGAGAAUCCCGAUGCCCCCCGUGUCGGAGAUGUCCUGUAUACUACCUUCAAGACCGGUGACCCAUUCAGCGGAGUCUGCAUGAACAUACGGCGGCAACAUGUUGACACGGCUAUAUUGCUACGCAAUAAGCUUAUGGGCGUCAGUGUAGAGAUGUGGAUCAAAAUCUACAGCCCGAACGUGAGGAGCGUGGAGGUGGUGAAGAGGGCGGCCAAACGGGCGCGAAGAGCAAGAUUAUAUUAUUUGCGGAACAAGAAACACGAUCCGUCUAGUGUGGAACCACUUGUGGCAGAAUAUUUGAGAAAGAGAAGACUGAUAAGAAGUGGGGGAACCGAUGCAAAGGAUGCGAGAAAGGUGGGCAUGAAGCCUGCGGGAAAGAAAAGCGCGAAAUGA
Messenger RNA from Bacidia gigantensis, 540 nucleotides. RefSeq lists its product as uncharacterized. Gene Ontology annotation, biological process: translation. Bases 1 to 540 code for a protein of 179 amino acids. The transcript has a single exon. NCBI's taxonomy places the organism in Eukaryota, Fungi, Ascomycota, Lecanoromycetes, Lecanorales, Ramalinaceae. Gene Ontology annotation, cellular component: mitochondrial large ribosomal subunit; ribosome. Gene Ontology annotation, molecular function: structural constituent of ribosome. The record is from RefSeq and is a predicted model, not a curated record.